CAACUCAGCCACAGUAGCUGACACGCGGAUACGAAUUCAGUUCGGGAUUUCGAAAUGAUACAUAAAUCCAAACGUUUGCCUGGGACCCGUCCGCGGGCGCUAACAGCAUUAAUUUUGAUUGCCUUCUGCUGCUUUGAUGCGUCCAGCGGCUAUGGUCAUUAUGGUGGUGGUGGCGCUGGUGCUAGUAGUUCUGCCUCGGCUAGUGCGAGCAGCUUUGCCUCAGCUGGCGCUGGUGGAAAUGGUGGCAGCUGGACAAGUGAUAAUACAAUUGGUGGUGGUGGCGGUCCUAUCGGCGACAGUGCUGCCGUCGGCUAUGGCAGUAAUCCAUUUUUGACAGGUAAACCAGCGGGCAGCUCUGGCGGCUUAACAAUCUCGAUUAACAGAGAAGGCAAUGGAUUAAUUGGUGGUUUGCUCAAUGGCUUAGGCAAACUACAUGGCGGUGUUCUUGGUACACUCGGCGGAGCAGGUGGUGGUGGCGGAGGUGCUGGUGGAGGCGGAGGCGGAGGUGCUGGUGGUGGCGGUGGAAGUGGCGGUGCAGGUGGCGGCGGCGGUGGUCCAGGUGGGCUUGGUGGCUAUGGAGGCGGGUGUACUGGCGGUAGUUGUGGUAAACCUAAUAGCGGAAGUUAUGGCGGCGGCGGUAGCGGUUGUGGUGGUCCAUCUUGCGGCGUUGGUGGUGGUGGCGGCGGAAAGCCCAUUGCGCCACCGAGCACUAUUUAUCUUCCACCUGUGCAAUCAUCUAAAGGACCAAGUAGCGGGUGUCAAAGUGGAAACUGUGGUGGACCAGGCUCACCUGGUGGAGCAGGCGGAUUGGGUGGUUCUGGAGGAUUUGGUGGUUCUGGAGGAUUUGGUGGUUCCGGUGGAUUUGGCGGUUCAGGUGGAUCGGGAGGUUCUGGUGGUCAUGGUGGUCCUGGUGGAUAUGGUGGACCAGGAGGAAUCGGUGGUUCGGGUGGACAUGAUGGUGGCAGCCCUGGCGGUCCUGGUAGUCAAGGAGGUCAUGGUUUUCCUGGCGGACCUGGUGGUAAUGGAUUUCCCGGUGGUCCUGGCAGUCCUGGCGGCCCAGGUGGUGAUGGCUACCCCGGUGAACCUGGUAGUCCUGGCGGUCCAGGUGGCUCUGGUGGUUACGGCAGUUCAGGUGGCUCCGGAGGUAAAGGUGGUUAUGGCGGCAAAGUUGUCUAUGGUGGUACCGGCGGUGUUGGCAGUGGAAGCCAAGGUGCGCCAGGAGCACCUGGUGGUUUAGGAGGCCAUGAUGGUUAUGGUGGACAUGGCGGCUCUGGUGGAUUCGGAGGUGCUGGCGGAUACGGAGGAACAGGCGGACUCGGUGGUUCUGGUGGGUUCGGCGGUUCCGGCGGACAUGGCGGUGGAAAUCUUGGGGAACCUGGAUAUCCUGGCGGAACAGGCAACCCUGGUGGCCAUGGCGGUGCCGGUUAUCCUGGUGGUGCCGGAAGUCCCGGCGCAUCCGGCAGCCCUGGUGGACCCGGUGGAUUCGGCGGUCCGGGAGGUUCCGGUGGUAUUGGCGGCGCGGGAGGACAUGGUGGUGCUGGUUAUCCUGGUGGAGCCGGAAGUCCCGGUGGAGCCGGAAGUCCUGGUGGGCCAGGUGGAUUUGGCGGUCCGGGCGGCACCGGUGGUCUUGGCGGCGCGGGAGGACAUGGCGGUGCAGGUGGUUAUGGUGGUAGCGGUGGACAAGGUGGCAGUGGCGGGUACGGUGGAAGCGGGGGUCCAGGCCCCGAACCUGGCGCACCAGGUGGACCACCUAGUUUUGGCUACCCGGGUGAACUGGGAGGACCCCAAGUACCUAGUACUGGUGGAACUGGUUGUACGAGCGGCGCAUGCGGUGGCGCAAAACUACACGGUGGCCAUGGAGGCGAUGGCGCAAUCAUUUUUGGCCUCCCUGGUCGGGGCUCAUCAGGUGCUCACAGCGGAGCUAGUGCAACGGUGAAUGCAGGAGCAGGCAGCCAGGCAUUUGCACUACCUGGUGCGGGAGGAGCUGGCGGUGGCGGUGGCGGUGGUUGUUCAAGUGGAAAAUGUGGCAGUGUCGGCGGCAGCGGAAAAAGGGGCGGCUAUGGCAGCUCAUGGAGUAGCGCGGGCUCCUAUGCCAGCGCCUCAGCGAGUGCACACUCCAGCAGCUAUGUUAAGAGCUAUUAAUGAAAGUUGGAAGCCAUAGUUUAGUUGUAGUUUAACUGCUCAUACUCGUAUAAAUACCUAUAAUUAGUUAGCGAAAAAAUUCCGACGUUUUUAAAUAUAUAUACAUAUUAAAUAAAUUAAGAUGUCGCUAGAUACUUGUAACUAUUAUACAUAUCUUUUCGU
Molecule: messenger RNA, 2304 nt
Organism: Rhagoletis zephyria (snowberry fruit fly)
Lineage: Eukaryota; Metazoa; Arthropoda; Insecta; Diptera; Tephritidae
Product: glycine-rich cell wall structural protein 1-like
Source: RefSeq, a predicted model, not a curated record